Plasmodium adleri (nom. inval.) is the source of this 1707-nucleotide messenger RNA. RefSeq names its product conserved Plasmodium protein, unknown function. Gene Ontology annotation, biological process: rRNA processing. The coding region runs from base 1 to 1707 and encodes 568 amino acids. Lineage: Eukaryota; Apicomplexa; Aconoidasida; Haemosporida; Plasmodiidae. The record is from RefSeq and is a predicted model, not a curated record. The transcript has a single exon.
AUGAUUAGUCUUAUAAAACUGGGGAAGGUCAUUGAUUUGUCUCCAAGAAAGAAAUUUUUUUUUUUUUUUAGAACAAUCAAAGGACGAAGGAGAAAAGAGAAAUAUGAAGAUUUAGAAAAUAAGCAUUUAUAUUGGUGUGUUAAUAAUAUGAAGAAAGAAUAUUUAGAUAAGGGUUCUGAUGAUUUAGUAGAAAUAAUAGAAAAUGAUGAUAUCGAAGAACAGCUUUCUGAUAUUGUUGGAAUAAAAACAAAUAUACCAAGUAAUAGUUGUAUCAAUGAGAAUGCAAAAAAGUUAUAUAUUCAUGAACAGAAAAAAAAUGUUAUAGAAAGAUCAAAAAUUGAAGAAAUAAAUAAAAUUUUCAAUCCUUCUUUGGAUGUGUUAAAAGAUAAAGAGUUAGAGUUUUCAAGUGAUGCUGAUAAUUAUUUAAUAAGAAAGGAGAUAGAAAAUAGAACGGAUAAUAUAAUCAACAAUAAUAAUAAUAAUAAUAAUAUUAAUAGUAAUAAUAAUAAUAAUAGUAAUAAUAAUAAUAAUAGUAAUAAUAAUAAUAAUAGCAAUAAUAAUAAUAUUAAUUGGGAUGCUCCCUUUUUUGAUAUAAAACAAGGAAAGGAAAAUAUAAAUAAUAAUAUGAGUAAAAAUGUGAAUAAGUUAUCAGAUGAUAAUUCUAAUAAUACUUGCAUUAAUAAUAUAUAUGAUAAUAUGAUACAAAAUUGUAAUACUAAAAAUGAUAUUAAUGUGGAUAAAGAAUAUUGUAAAAAUGAGAAGAAUGAUAAUAUGGAUGAUUAUAAUUUUAUGAAUAUUGAUAACGAUCAAAAGAGUAAUUCUCUUUUUGAUUAUGAAAGCUUGAAAAGUAAAUCAAAUUAUCAAGAUUUAACACAUGCGGAAUAUGAUUAUAUGAAUAAUUUAUAUCUUAAAAAAUGUGAUUUAGAUAGAAAAAUCAGAUGGUUCAAAAUGAAUAAUAUGCUGAAUCCAGUAAAAGAAGCGAAAAGUAUUAUAAAUUCUUUGAAAUUAAGUAAAGAAGAAAAGAAGAAAAAUAAUAAUGAACAGAAUGAUGACCCCUUUCUUAUUAAAGAAGAUAUAAAACCUUAUUAUCAAGAUGAAGGUAGAUUUUCAAAUAAAAUUGAAAAAAUAUGUGAGCAGAAUCAAUAUGAUGAAAUUGUAUCAAGAAUACGAAUGAAAAUAAGAAAAGAAAAAUUAGAAAAUUCAAAAAUAAUAAAAGAAAAAAUACCUAAUGUAGCUAAUCAUAUAUUAGAUCCUAUAAAAUAUCAUGUAAAUAGAAGAAGAAUAAGAGUAGAGAAACUUUUACAUACACAUUUAGAACAAUUAUUAAAUUGUAAUAAUUCAUAUUUUAGAUUUUAUCUUUUAAAUGGUUUGUCUAUUUCUAUUCAUCAUCUAGAAAUGAAAUCGACAAGAUCCAUGUGUAAAAUUGUAUAUUCCUUGUUAAAUAAAAAUGUCACACAUGAUAUGAUAAAAGACAAAUUAGAGAAAGUCGCAUUUGUAUUAAGAAAACUAUUAGCAAGAAAAUUACAGUUAGGUUAUACACCUCCUUUGAAAUUUAUACCUUUAAGUGAUCAACAAGAAAAAAAUAUUAAGCAUAUACAAUAUUAUAAAUUAUAUUCCAAAUAUAAUCAUCCUUCAUAUAUAUCUGAUAAGAAAGAUCAAACUACUAAUUUAAUUGACUUUUAUAAUAAAGACUUGGCAGGAUUUUAA